AUGGACCCGUUGGAAGAACAGCAGCAAGAGCUCGAAGUGUUGGAGUCGAUCUACCCUGACGAGCUCACCAAAGAGUCCGAUGCCAAGUUCUCCAUCCGCAUCAAGUUGGACACCCCCAGCGAAAGGGUCCACGUGUUGGUGCUAGGCGUCAAAUACCCGCCAGAAUACCCAGAAGUGAUCCCAGAAUUGGACAUCGAAUUGGGCGCUGACGACGACGAGUCUGACGACGACUACGACGACGAAUCCGACGACGACGACGCAGACACCCGUGCCGCCAAACAGGCACUCAACAUGUCGGAAACCAUCGAGUUUGGCAGGGACCAGUUCAAAUUGCUCUUGGGCAAGUUGCAAGAGGAGGCAGAGAUGCAGCUCGGCAUCCCCAUGGUGUUUGCAUUGGCCAGUCAAUUGAAGGAGGAGGCUGAGACGUUGUUCCAGCAGAUUUUGGACGCCAAACAGAAAGACUACGACAGACAGUUGCUUGCGCGGGAGCAGGAGGAGCAGAAGAAGUUCAACGGUACGCCAGUGACCAAGGAGUCGUUCAGCACCUGGCGCAACCAGUUCCGCCAGGAGAUCAACUUGGAGGCCCGUUUGGCGGAGAGGUUUGCUGCCAUGCACCAGGGCAAGCUCACGGGACGAGAGAUUUUCGAGAAGGGGUUGGCAGGCGACGAAGACGACGUGGACGACGUGGUGGAGGGGGUCAAGAAGGUGGUGGUUUGA
Suhomyces tanzawaensis NRRL Y-17324 is the source of this 717-nucleotide messenger RNA. It is a transcript of the gene GIR2, whose product is annotated as Gir2p. Gene Ontology annotation, molecular function: protein binding. Gene Ontology annotation, biological process: cytoplasmic translation. Lineage: Eukaryota; Fungi; Ascomycota; Pichiomycetes; Serinales; Debaryomycetaceae. The transcript has a single exon. The coding region runs from base 1 to 717 and encodes 238 amino acids. The record is from RefSeq and is a predicted model, not a curated record.